UCCAGUAUUCUGGCCUGGAGAAUUCCUUGGACUGUAUAGUCCAUGGGGUCACAAAGAGUCGGACACAACUGAGCAACUUUCACUUUCACUUUACUAACAGAAAGCUAUUGCCAUAAUUCAGGGUGGCUUGUUUGGUAUCACAAGGGAGAAAGUGAGACAGAAAUGCCUACGGGUGAGACAACUCAUCUACUGAAUGGAGUAUUGUGAGGGACAUCUAAUCAAUACCAUGAGAAGAAUUUUCUACAAGGGGGUUUUACCACUGAGAGGAAAAGGAAAACAGGAAGCAUUCAGAAACCUGGAAAAGUUGGUACACAAUGAAAGAACUUUCGGAUGAAAACAAGGCCUUUUUCUGGACUGUCCAAACUAGGAAGAUGCUUGAAGUGAUCAUGUAAAACCUAACUUCCUCUUAUUACUGGUGAGGAGCCUGAGACAAAGAGAGAAGCAGGGACUUACUCAAAGCCACACAGCAAGUUGGUAAGAGUGUCCAUCACCACGUUCUCCUGCGACCUGGACCGGCAGGAUGGUUUUGGAGCCCACGAGCUACAUGAAGGGGAUGACCAUUGACUGGGCACUUUGAGUACCCAGCACCUCAGAGGUCACUUUAUAUAUGUUUAAACCUUUACACUUGCAAAGCAGGCACUGCUAUUCCCGUUUUCCACAGGAUAAAAGUGAGGCUCGAGAAAGUUAAGGAACCUAUGCCUAGAAACAGAAUAGAAUACCGGUCUCCAAACACGUUUAUGUGCAUUUCUGCAUGGUCCAGAUUUUGCUAUAGUGAGGUCCUACCUGGAGCAUGAGAACAGGUAAAGGACUGGCACUUGUCACCCACAGUCUUAUGUUUAUUUAGGAAAACAGCCCUGCCCAAGGAACUGGGCUCAAAUUCAACAUCAGCUGAUUCAAUAAGGCACCCUGCAAGCAAAGCGGGAAGAAGAGGCUCCAACUCCUUUCCAUGGCAGCCCACCAAAACCUGGCCUCGAAGAUCUUCUCUUUAUGCUGCAAAUGCUGUGAGAAACCCGAUGCUGCAGAUGACUCCAAGAUCCCCAAUCAAACCCAAGAGCUUCAGCUGUCGAAGCAUGGUGUGCAGAAGGAUGAGCUCAACAGACAAAGUCUUGAGCACAGUGACGCAGCACCCUGCAUGAGUCUGGGGAAAGCCACGCUCCCCUCAGAAAAGACAACUUCCUGUUUCAGCAGCAGUGAGUAUGAUGUAAAUUCACAAGUUUCCAAAAGAGGGUUUCACAAGAGAAGGCUCAGCCGCUACUCCCAGGAUCACUGGCCAUACCAACCAUGCCUCAUCGGGAGGCCCUGAUCAUUCUAGACGGCAGCCCCCUCGCAGGUCUUGGAGCCUGUGCAGCUGUGGAGAGUUCCCAGCAGGAAGAGGGUGGUGCAGCAGGACCAUGAAGACGGAUUCGGAAACUCCCUUCCAGGAGGAGAAGACGUCUGAGCUAAGGCUGUGCUGCCAGCAAGAGCCACUUCAAACCCCAA
Dama dama (fallow deer) is the source of this 1479-nucleotide messenger RNA. RefSeq names its product testis expressed 48 (gene TEX48). The record is from RefSeq and is a predicted model, not a curated record. The transcript has 4 exons. Bases 947 to 1303 code for a protein of 118 amino acids. Lineage: Eukaryota; Metazoa; Chordata; Mammalia; Artiodactyla; Cervidae.